CAUUCAAAACUGUAGGUGUUUACGGUAAAUCGAGUAUGAGUUAGUUCCACCAGAACCGAAAAAUAUGAUAGGCACGACCACCUAAUACCUUCAUGAUUUAUGACAACUCAAUGCUGUCCGGUAAGGCGAGUAGAGUUAGCUAACGUAGUAAAUAGCGUUCGAACGAGUCAACAUUAUCAGACAAGAAAUGGAUAUACAAAGAUAUUGGGACUUAUUAUUUGAUAAUCCAUCAGAUGAGGAUGAUGAUAUUGACUACCUUCCACCUGAACGUGAGUUUCAUCCUAAGGUCCCAGAGUUUUUUGAAACUGUCGUAUUGACAUAUUCUUUAACAGAUUUCAAGUCACAUUUUCGAUUAGAAAAACAUACUUAUGAGAGAUUAGUACAAGAUCUUGGACCUCAAUUAUAUCGUGAGCGUGGUGCUGUAAAAAUGUCUCCUCAUAAGCAAGUAGCUAUUACAUUAUGGUGCCUCGGUAAUCAAGAAGUUUACAGGUUAACUAACUCUACUCGCCUUACCGGACAUCAUUGAGUUGUCAUAAAUCAU
Odontomachus brunneus is the source of this 541-nucleotide messenger RNA. RefSeq lists its product as uncharacterized. The transcript is spliced from 4 exons. The coding region runs from base 188 to 526 and encodes 112 amino acids. Lineage: Eukaryota; Metazoa; Arthropoda; Insecta; Hymenoptera; Formicidae. The record is from RefSeq and is a predicted model, not a curated record.